Molecule: messenger RNA, 1122 nt
Organism: Artibeus jamaicensis (Jamaican fruit-eating bat)
Lineage: Eukaryota; Metazoa; Chordata; Mammalia; Chiroptera; Phyllostomidae
Gene: DBNDD1
Product: dysbindin domain containing 1
Exons: 5
Coding region: 1-786 (261 amino acids)
Biological process (GO): negative regulation of protein kinase activity
Cellular component (GO): cytoplasm
Source: RefSeq, a predicted model, not a curated record
AUGGACGUGUACAACGCCGGCCUCCCCUACUGUUUGGUCCACUUCUUACCUACGGCCCGGGUCCGACAGGGGGCGCGCGCGGGGCAGGCGGGGCCGCACCUGUGCUGCGGGGCGGAGGGAGGAUGGGGUGGCCCGGGCCCCGGAGCAGCUGCGCGCCCCGCCCCACGAGCUCCUCCCCGCCGCCGCGGCCCCCCGGCUGCUGCCCGAUGCGCUGCGCUGGGAGCCGCGAGCCGGGAGCCGGGCCGAGUCGCCGCCGCUGCAGGGCCGCCUGGGCCCGGUGACGCCGCUGGCUGCAUGGAGCCCCCGGAGGGCGCCAGCCCGGGAGAAAUAGUUAAGGAAGUGGAGGUGCCACGGGCCGCCCUGGACACCCCAACUCCCGGGACAGGGGACAGCUGCCACUCACCUGUGGCCGAGGAGGAGGAGGAGGUGGGAAUCCCCAUCCCAGCACCAGGGUUCCUGCAGGUCACGGAGAGGAGGCAGCCCCUCAGCAGCGUGUCCUCCCUGGAGGUGCACUUUGACCUCCUGGACCUCACCGAGCUGACCGACAUGUCCGACCAGGAGCUGGCUGAGGUCUUUGCUGACUCUGACGAUGAGAACCUGGCCGAGAACCUGGCCGUUGACUCCCCAGCAGGCCUGCACCCGCUGCCCCGGGCCGGCUGCCUGCGAUCCCCAUCCUGGGCGAGGAGCAGGGCUGAGCAGAACCGCGAGAAGCAGCCCCUCAGUGACACUGAGCGGCAGACAGCGACCGUGGACACAUUCCUCACUGUGGAGAGGCCCCAGGACUAAGCCAGCCCGCCCCAGAGCCCAGGUGGGGGAAGGCGAGGCCGUGACUCUGUGGACACUCUGCCCACUCCACGUGGCCCUGGGUCGGGGCCUCAGGCAUCCCGCACAAGCACAGCCCGGUGGCCUUAUGUCCAGUUCCUUCCUGGUCCCUGGAUCAGGGCUGACAAUGCCCAGGGAUGAGAUGGGAGUGGCCUGGGCCUUCUGGAAACUUCUGUCUGCAGGACUGGUGCUCAUCUGUCACAAGAUUCCCAGGUGGAUACCGGGUGACAGAGGAUCUGAGCGAUGACAGCUGCUCUGCAAACCCCCUGGGGUCCAGCCAAGUAAACGGUGGAAGAGUCA